GCACUCCCAACUCAAAACCCCCAAACUCCAUCGCAAGACAGGAAGAUGCAAAUGGAGAACGGAUCAGGGGAAUGGGGUUUUCAAGGGAAGCAGGAGGUGAACGCAGCGGCAGCCAUUACCGUCCGAGGAGUUCUCAACAUGUUGAUGGGCAACCUCAACAAAGAUGAUAGCCGGCCUGUUAUACCUCUUGGUCAUGGCGACCCCUCUCAUUUUCCAAGCUUCAGGACUAGCCCUGCAGCCGAAGAUGCCAUUGUUGAUGCCCUACGAUCGGCUAAAUAUAAUUGCUACGCUCCAACUGUUGGUAUUCUUGCUGCAAGGAGGGCAAUUGCGGAUUACCUCAACCGUGAUCUUCCAUACAAAUUAUCACCAGAUGAUGUUUUUCUCACAAGCGGAUGUACUCAAGCAAUAGAAGUUGCAUUAGCAGUUCUUUCCCGACCUGGUGCCAACAUUUUACUUCCCAGACCAGGCUUCCCAUUCUAUGAAGCUACUGCUGCUUAUAACUGUCUUGAAGUCCGUCAUUUUGACCUUCUUCCUGAAAAAGGUUGGGAGGUUGAUAUUGAUGCCAUAGAGAGUCUCGCCGAUGAGAAUACUGUUGCUAUGGUUAUUAUAAACCCUGGCAAUCCUUGUGGAAAUGUCUUCAGCUAUGAACAUUUAAAAAAGGUUGCAGAGACAGCAAGAAAGCUUGGGAUUCUGGUCAUUGCUGAUGAAGUUUACGACAAUCUCGCAUUUGGAAGCACACAAUACGUGCCAAUGCGAAUGUUUGCUUCAACUGUUCCUGUUCUCACGCUUGGAUCUAUAUCAAAGAAAUGGAUUGUUCCUGGUUGGCGCCUUGGUUGGCUUGUGACAAGUGAUCCAAAUGGCAUUCUUCACAAAUAUGGGAUAAUUGAGUCGAUUACUGGAUUCCUCAAUAUCUCCUCUGAUCCAGCUACAUUUAUUCAGGGAGCAAUUCCUCAACUUAUUGAGAAUACAAAGGAGGAUUUUUUCUCAAAGAUUAUUUGCAUUCUAAGGGAAGCUGCAGACAUAUCCUAUAAUAUAAUUAAGGAGAUUCCCUGCAUAACUUGCCCAAAGAAACCAGAAGGAUCAAUGUUUGUAAUGGUGAAGCCGAAUCUCUCAAUGUUGGAAGAUGUUAAUGAUGAUAUGGAGUUUUGCCUGAAGUUAGCUAAAGAAGAAUCAGUCAUUAUUCUACCAGGUGUAGCAGUGGGAUUAAAGAACUGGCUUCGCAUUACUUUUGCUAUUGAGUCUUCUUAUCUCGAAGAAGGCCUGGCAAGGCUAAAAGCCUUUUGCCAAAGGCAUGCCAAGAAGCAAUAAAAUAACUGGACUAUGGGGUAUCAACAACUGUAUGUUGAAUGUCAUACACAUUUCCGUUUGCUGGUUAACUUGCGCAUUAACCAAAAAAUUGUUUGCCUUAAAUAAUAUGAUCCCGUCAAUAACUUGCUACUCACUCCUAGAUGUGAGUACGGGGUAUCGCUGAUCAACAACUCCACUUUGGAUCUCAUCAAUACAGCUCCCUCACUGCGAGAAAGUUUAAGAAGUUUCCCUUUUUUUUUUUUUUUGAAAAGUAAGUUUAAGAAGUUUCUUGUAUGAAACGUCAAAAAAUCUGUUCUAUGUAAUGAAUUUGACUGAUGCAUUCAAGAGAUUGAACGUGCUUUUGCUUAGGGACA
Theobroma umbraticum is the source of this 1661-nucleotide messenger RNA. Its product is annotated as nicotianamine aminotransferase 1-like. Gene Ontology annotation, molecular function: L-tyrosine:2-oxoglutarate transaminase activity; pyridoxal phosphate binding. Gene Ontology annotation, biological process: biosynthetic process; L-tyrosine catabolic process. The record is from RefSeq and is a predicted model, not a curated record. Gene Ontology annotation, cellular component: cytosol. Lineage: Eukaryota; Viridiplantae; Streptophyta; Magnoliopsida; Malvales; Malvaceae.